Neltuma alba is the source of this 1644-nucleotide messenger RNA. Its product is annotated as disease resistance protein TAO1-like. Gene Ontology annotation, biological process: defense response. The record is from RefSeq and is a predicted model, not a curated record. Bases 1 to 1644 code for a protein of 547 amino acids. The transcript is spliced from 3 exons. Lineage: Eukaryota; Viridiplantae; Streptophyta; Magnoliopsida; Fabales; Fabaceae.
AUGGCAAAUGCUGUAUUUGCCAAAUUAUCUUCUCAGUAUGACUCUUGCUGCUUCUUGGAAAACAUUAGGGAAAAAACAAAAAAAAAAGGAUUGGAACGUGUUUGUAGCUCUCUUGUCUCGGAGCUGCUAGGGCAAGAUAUGCCAAGUAACCCAUCAAAUGGUUUAAGAAAUGCCUUUGUUGCUAGAAGGCUCGCCUAUGAAGAGAAGCAAACUUUUCUAGACAUUGCAUGUUUCUUAAAGGGUGAAAGUGAAGGAUUUGUAGAAGAGCUAUUAAAGAGCUAUGAAUUCCAUCCAACUGUUGGCAUCCAAACCCUUAUAGAUAAGGCUUUAAUUCUCAAGAACAAUGGGAAGGUUGAGAUGCAUAACUUAAUACAGGAAAUGGGUCUGCAAAUUGUUCGUGAAGAGAAUGUCAAUGAACCUGGAAAAAGGAGUAGAUUAUGGGAUCCUAGCGAAAUCUAUGAUGUAUUGAAAAAUUGUGAGGAUUUAGCGAAUUUAAGAAGAGUAAAACUUCGUGGUUGUUUUAUGCUGAUGAAGUUGCCCGAUUUUUCCAAGGCUCAUCGUCUUGAAAGCGCAGAUCUAAGAUUUUGUUGGUGUUUGCCUCAAGUGCAUCCAUCUCUCCUAUCCCUGCACAGUCUCAUUUAUUUGGAUGUAAGCGGCUGCAGUCGUCUUGAGAGUCUCCAUAGCAUGAUUCAUCUAAAAUCUCUCAAAGAAGUCAAUAUAAGUAGCUGCCGCAGUCUUAAGGAGUUUUCAAUGUCAUCAUCAGAGCUAACAUCCUUAGAUUUAGAUGGAAGUGGAAUAGAAGAAUUGAGCCCAUCAAUUGGGCGUUGUUCAAAGCUCAGAAGACUCAAUCUCGGUGAUACAAAAUUGAAGAAUAUAAAGGUAUUAAGUUGCUUUACAUCUCUGGAUGUACUCCGUGUUUCCCGGCAGAAGAUUGACAAUGUCGACCUACGUGUGCUAUUUGAUGGCUUACGUAGUCUCCAGUCACUGACUCUCGAGAUGUGCUGUGACUUAACUGAACUCCCAGAUAACAUCAAACACCUCUCGAGUCUGCAAGAGCUUUAUUUAACUGGUUGUAGGAAUCUUAAAUAUUUGCCAGAGCUUCCCCCCUCCCUUAAAUUAUUAGAUGCCACUGAUUGCACAGCACUCUCGUUCGCCCUUUCCUUAGUUCAUCACCUUAGCAAUCUCAAUCGUCUCCUGCUCAAUGCUUCAAGUCUUUGGCAUCUUCCACGGACCCUGCUUUGUUAUUUUAAACUCGUGGAGCUUCGUAUUCAAAAUUUCAGGCAGAGAGUGAGAGACGCGGAGCUGGCAGUUCCAUUUGAUGCAUUGCCAUCUUUAGAAGUGCUGUCUUUGCAGGAGUGGCCCAGCCUAAUUGAACUCCCCAACAAUAUUCGGCACCUUUCUGAGCUACAAUAUCUCUCCAUAGAAGGCUGCAUCAGGCUGCGGCGUUUACCAAAACUUCCUCCAUCCCUUAGAAAGUUGAUUGCCACAAACUGCAUAACACUGGAGACGGUGUCUGCUUCAACGAUUUCAAGCACACCUGAGAAUUAUGGUGAAAAAAUCUUUUCAUUCAUCAACUGUGUGAACUUAGAUCUGGGCGCCAUUAAAGAACAAGCCAUGUUGUUGUUAGAGAAAGCAGGUUCAUGA